This is a messenger RNA of Rhinocladiella mackenziei CBS 650.93, 2445 nucleotides long. RefSeq lists its product as uncharacterized. The transcript is spliced from 4 exons. The record is from RefSeq and is a predicted model, not a curated record. The coding region runs from base 1 to 2445 and encodes 814 amino acids. Gene Ontology annotation, molecular function: serine-type peptidase activity. Lineage: Eukaryota; Fungi; Ascomycota; Eurotiomycetes; Chaetothyriales; Herpotrichiellaceae. Gene Ontology annotation, biological process: proteolysis.
AUGGCGAGGGGUUUGCGGCGUGCAUGCGCCGUCGCAGGCUUCUGCUUGAUCCAGAGCAUUGCAGGAAUGGUCGUCACUGCUCCUCCAAGGGCACUCGAGCCUCGAUCAACGGGCACCCCAACAUCCAGCAAUAUCGCUUGUGGAUGGGCUUCUAGCGCAUCGAGUGCCUAUCUGGCUGCAAAACCCGAGGCGACUGGGGUCAUAAUAGAUGCCGAACUGGCAUAUGAAUGCCUGAAAUCGGUCCCAAAUUACCAAGAACCUGCAAUGGACCUCCUGAACUCAUUACGAACCUUCCUCGAAUUCCAGAGCACCAAAGAGUAUUUGCGAGACCCUCCAUCAGGAUUUCUUUUCCCGGCUUUGGACCUGGACCUUGAGUGGGACAACAUACAGAAGAAGGUGGAGGGAGGCGAGUACGAAAGCGAAUAUGAUAUGCAAAUCGAUAUUGUUUCAUUAUUAAAUUCAGCACGCGAUGGCCAUUUGCACUGGGAGGGUGACGUCGUGGGCGCUUUCACAUUCAUUCGAAAUAUUGGAAAUGGGUUGGCAGCUGUGUCCUCCGACGGAGAACAGACACCACAGGUGUACCUUGUUGAUGAUCUGAUCACAAUAGACUCCGAGUCACAGAAAGUUCUCCCGGUUACAAGUUACACACCAUCACCGGUGGAAAGCAUCGACGGCGUAGACGUCGUGUCUUUUCUGUUGACCCAGUCUCUGGAUGCGCGUUCUCAGGAUCCUGAUGCACUAUGGAACCAACUUUUCUUCUCGCUGGGUCGACCGUCCUAUCAGACUUUCCAGAUCCCCACGUAUUAUCCAGGGACUUCAACAAAUAUCACUCUCGCAAAUGGAACCACGCGUGAAUAUCCGAACGUCGCAACGGUGAAUGUUCCUUUGGAUGGGUUGGCAACUGGGGAUGAUGCCUACUCUGCGUUUUGCCCCGGAGCCUUUGAGUCUGUGACUGCGAUCCCUUCCAGCAGCGCAGCAGCUACCUCCACGUCAGCAUCGCCAAGUGCGCCUACCAUCCCCGGUUACCCAUACCCGGUAAUCAAGCACAGCGCAGGCUCCGUGGCAGGCUACUAUCUGAAUGACACUGGCUUUACUGACGUCGCUGUUCUGCAAGUGAGAGAGUUCCAAUCGGCCACGGAUAUUUCCUUGGACUACGAGAGAGAGUUUCAGACCGUCGUACAAAAGUUUCUCGACGCUGCCGUGAGAACGGGGAAGAGAAAGUUGAUCAUAGAUCUCCAGGGUAAUUCAGGGGGGCUAGUUGAUCUCGGCACCGAUUUGUUCGCCCAACUUUUCCCAUCAAUACCGCCGAAUUCAAAAUCAAACAUGCGAGACAACCUUGGAUUCUAUAUUCUGGGAAGCAUUGCGUCGAAUAAUAUUACAGACGCGGAGAAAACUUCCGAUGAAGAUCUUGCCGAAAAUCUUUACGUCCCGCUUGCCUACCAGACGGUGGUAGAUCCCGACAUGCGACACUAUCCUGAUUUUCAAUCCUUCUACGGCCCCUACGAAGUUUACGGAGGCAAAUUCUCGGCGUUUUUCCAAAACAACUACACCGAUCCUAAUUCUUCUGACUUUGCAGGGCAAGGAAUCAUCAUUACGGGAACAAACAACCGCACUGGGUUCCGCCAGCCUUUCGCUCCCCAGGAUAUUGUGGUGCUACUCGACGGGCUUUGUGCCAGCACCUGUACCGUCUUCUCAGAAUAUCUCAAGAGUUACGCCAAUGUCCAGUUCAUCACCGUCGGCGGUCGACCACAAACGGGACCCAUGCAGGCAGUGGGUGGUGUCAAGGGCGUCCAGGUCUUCCCAUUCGAUACGACCAUCACACCCUGGUGGGUCGACCUGUACCAGAGUCCCCAAAAUACCCUCAUGGACCUCGCCAAUGGGUCGAUCUGGGAGAACUUUACAUAUCUGCCUGUACUGCGCGAGUUUAGGUAUGCUGGAGGUGGAGUCAACGGACGCAACCAUUUCCGGAUUGGCGAUAAGACCGAGACGCCUCUCCAGUUUGUGUAUGAAGCAGCCGACUGUCGGAUGUGGUGGACUCGAGAAAUGCUUUAUGAUCCCACAUUUCUCUGGGCGCGUGUGGCAAACAUGGCCUUCCAAGAGAGAAGAGGAACACAGUUCAACUCGAAGUAUUGCGUCAAAGAUAGCACAGGACAUCCUACCAGUAUAUCUGGUGGCUGGAAAAAGGGUACCCUGGGACCUCAGACACCACCGAAGAACGCGAACGCUACCGUUCAGGGAUGGAAACUUGAGGGGACUCCACUGGGACCCACCUCUUCAGACCAAUUGAACACGACUUCGACGGAGACAGGGACCGUCAUCGAGAACAACGCGCUGGCUGACACAGUGGCCGAUAGCCCUGAGUUGACCUCGUUCAAGGAGGCAUGCACGAGCUAUACUGGCGAUGCCUGGCUGGUGAAGCUGAUGUGUGGAGCAUUGGGCACCUAA